Molecule: messenger RNA, 5130 nt
Organism: Manis pentadactyla (Chinese pangolin)
Lineage: Eukaryota; Metazoa; Chordata; Mammalia; Pholidota; Manidae
Gene: FAIM2
Product: Fas apoptotic inhibitory molecule 2
Exons: 12
Coding region: 135-1085 (316 amino acids)
Biological process (GO): negative regulation of apoptotic signaling pathway
Cellular component (GO): endoplasmic reticulum; membrane; Golgi apparatus
Source: RefSeq, a predicted model, not a curated record
GCUCCGGUCCGCCCGGCCCGGCUGCAGUGGAUGUUGCUAGAACCCACGCGGAGGGAGGACGAGACGCAGGUCGGUUACGGUGACCCAGGCGGCCGCCCCUGCCUCAGGGACCCCCUUCCCCGAGAGACGGCACCAUGACCCAGGGAAAGCUUUCCGUGGCUAACAAGGCCCCUGGGACGGAGGGGCAGCAGCAGGUGAAUGGUGAGAAGAAGGGGACUCCAGUAGUGCCCUCGGCCCCACCCUCCUAUGAGGAGGCCACCUCUGGCGAGGGACUGAAGGCGGGAGCCUUCCCCCCAGCCCCCUCGGCUGUGCCUCUCCACCCCAGCUGGGCCUACGUGGACCCUAGCAGUGGCUCCAACCAUGAGAACCAUUUCCCCACGGGAGACCAUGAGAUCUUCACUACCUACAGUUGGGAGGACCAGAAAGUUCGCCGAGUCUUCAUCAGAAAGGUCUAUACUAUCCUGCUGAUCCAGCUGCUGAUGACCUUGGGUGUCGUGGCUCUCUUUACCUUCUGUGACCCCGUUAAGGACUAUGUCCAGGCCAACCCAGGCUGGUACUGGGCAUCCUACGCUGUAUUCUUUGCAACCUACCUGACCCUGGCCUGCUGUUCUGGACCCAGGAGGCAUUUCCCCUGGAACCUGAUUCUCCUGACCAUCUUUACCCUGUCCAUGGCCUACCUCACUGGGAUGUUGUCCAGCUACUACAACACCACAUCCGUGCUGCUGUGCCUGGGCAUCACGGCCCUCGUCUGCCUCUCGGUCACCGUCUUCAGCUUCCAGACCAAGUUCGACUUCACCUCCUGCCAGGGCGUGCUCUUCGUGCUGCUCAUGACUCUUUUCUUCAGCGGGCUGAUCCUGGCCAUCCUCCUGCCCUUCCAAUAUGUGCCCUGGCUCCACGCAGUGUACGCCGUGCUGGGAGCAGGAGUGUUUACACUGUUCCUGGCAUUUGACACCCAGUUGCUGAUGGGUAACCGACGCCAUUCGCUGAGCCCCGAGGAGUAUAUUUUUGGAGCCCUCAACAUUUACCUAGACAUCAUCUAUAUCUUCACCUUCUUCCUGCAGCUUUUUGGCACCAACCGGGAAUAAGGAGCCCUUGCCACCCCCUCCUCCAUUCAGAGAAUGCCCCCUUGCUGGUCCUCUGACCUUCCCUGUCCUCCUGCCAGCCCAGAUAUAAAACUAGCUGCCAGCCCAGCCUGUGGCCUCUCCCAAGCCUGACCGUCAUCCCCCCUCUGCAGCUUGUUCCCAUGCCAUCAGGGGCCCUGUGGAACCCAGGUCACACCAUCCUCUGCACAGCCCCUUGCCCCCAGCCUCAUCUCCUGAACUAGGACAGUCAAGGCUGGAGGCCCCUCUGGGUCUGAGGAUCCCAGGGAUGAGUAGGAGGAGCCCAGCAGGAUUUCAGAUGUGGGAGCGAGACCCUAGGAAGCCUGGCCAAGGCCUACACCCCCACAAAUCUUCCUUCUAAGGCUCCAACUACUGUGUGACCUUGGGGCGCACUGUCACAUGCCCAGUCCACCCCUCCUCUCUCUCCUUCCAGGUCAGGCAUUGGCACUGUAAGGAAGGGGCUGAGGGACAGCUGAGAGAUGAGGUGAAGGUAUUCUGCAGGUUGGGGGAUGUGGGGGGAUGGCAUGGCUGUCACAGGCUGCCCAUCCUGUCUUAGCUCUGGAGCCAGUGGCUUGUUCCAAGCACUUGAACCCUGGGGUCACGAAUUAUGGAAGAGGGGCAGGAAGCCAGUGCCUUGGCUUACCCUCCUGGGUCAUGACAGAGCACUGCUGAGGCAGGAGGUGGGGACAGGGGGCCUUGCCCCUAAGUGGGGUCCUGUCCUGAGGCUCCAAGGGAGGUGGCAGCGGGCACCCAUGAGAGGCCUGGGCUCUGCAGUGCUGCCAAUUCACCUAAACCUGCAUUCACGCAGGCCUGAGACCUACAUCCUCUCACCCUCUUCUCUACACCCCCCAGGUGCUCCCACAGGCCUGAGGCCGAGUAAAGCACUUGGGCCCUAGAGGACUGGAUGUUCAGAGGGAGGGAGGGUAAUUCUAGCUGCUGAGCCAGCCCCGUUUGGAGGGAAUCCUGCCUCGCCCUCAACCCUGCCCCAAGGCCUUUCUGAGCAUCUUAUUUCCGAAACCUCCGAAACCUGCCUCCAUUUGCUGGCUGAUCCCCAGCCGAGCCUCCUGAGGCCUCAGUUGGCGGUGCCCAUGUCCCUUUCCCUAGCGUCUCUGGCCCCUGAGCCCGGAGUCCUAAGCCUCCCCCCACUCCUUAUCUCAUCUCUCCAAGUUGGAAGCUGUUCAGCUGAUGCUAACAGCCUGGGUCAUUCCUCCCAGCUGGUCCCACGUGAUGAGGUCAAGUCUCCUUAUCAGCCUCCAGGCGGCAGAGAUCUUGGGCAGGGUGUGCGUCAGCCAGCCAGCCUCCUGCAAGCCCUGCUGGGGAGGGGAUCAGGGGGCCACACCUGGGGGAAGCAGGCAGCCAGCAGCCAAUUCUGGGCCAGUGGAAAGUUACUGGGUGGAGUCAGGGAGGUUCAGAGAGGAUACCUGGAUCCUCCUUGGCCUCGCCCUCCAGGGCUGCCUCUCCCCCACUAUGCUAGGACUCUCUUUGCCCCUGGGAAGGGUAACUAGAUAGGUUAUCUAUCUGUUCUCUACCCCUCCCUCUCCACCAUUCCUAUUUCCAGCUUUCAAGAAAUAUUGCAGAAGCACCUGAAGUUUUGUUGCAUCCUGGGUAUUUGAGGAGAGAGGGAACCAACAACAGGUGGUGGUGUUUGUGGGUGAGACAAAGGCAGUAGGGAGCAUGGUGGCAUGCCGACUGUGUGCUGGUCUAAAUCAAUCCAUUACAGCAAUCUUACAAUGGCAGUACUCUGUGCAUCCCCAUUGCAGAGGGAAAAGCUGGUGAUUGAUCGAGAGGCCUGGUAAGGAGUCCAAGGUCAUACAGCUCACAGACUGGGUGGGAGCCAGCAGGAGACUGGGUUGUGAGGCCCUGAUGCCUCUGAUUUGUUGUCCUCGGUGCCACCCCCAGCCUUCCAUCUCCCCACCAUUACCACCACCAGAUUUUGCACUCUGUAGUUUCCACCUUCCAGACACAAGCUGGGAGGCAAGAUUCUUGUAUCUGAUUCCUGGCCUCACUGCCAACAGGCUCGUGUUUCCUGCUAUCUUUGAUCCAGUUUUCCUAUCAGCGAGAUGGAAGACCGUGGCCAGGGUGGUGCAGGGAGAGGCAUCAGAAUGCAUAUGCCCACUGACUACCUUAUCCAGUUGCCACCUCUCCUCCUCCUUCGGCUCUUCUAGUCUUUGGUCCCAGUUCUAGAGGGAUUAGUCCUCCCAACCCCUGUCCUGCUACUCACAGCCUGGGCCUUGGUUGUGCAUCCCAGAAUCCACUUGUCUUCCUCCUCCCCAUCGUCCUGGGACACUUCAUGCAGAAACUGGGGAUUGAGAUGCCUAUCCAGGGCUGAGCUCCAAAAGCCUGGGGGAUGAGGCAAGCCUUCAGCAAUAAAAACGUGACAGGGGCAACUUGGGGCCAUCUUAAAGCAGAAUAUGCCACAGUCUCUUACUCAGGAUCCUAAGAGGGGUCCAGGACACACUGAGCUGGCAGCAGAGUCAGAGUUGAGGUCCCUGCCUUCCCCCUGUGCUGAGGCAGCGAGGAGCCCCAGGAACACCUGGAUGGGUCUUGGGAGGAGGAAAGGCAGAGAACAGGAACGCAGAAUUACAAGAAACUGAAGCUGGGCAGGUGCCACAAGCUGCUGAUGGGGAGAGAGCCUGCCGGCCCCUUACAUUUUUGGCAGGGGUGUGGCUGGGCCCUGAAAAGACUGGAUUUUAUAAAGCUAGAGGCAGCCAGGAAUCUAACCAUCUGUGAUGUGAGGCUGAAGCUCUCCUGCUGAGGGAAAGAUCGGAGGUCCCCUUCUGGGGAUUGCAGACUGGGGGCCAGGGAGGCACAUGUAAGUCCCUGGACUCCAACACCGAUUCCCAGGUGCACAUGCAGCUCCUAGGGAGCCUGGGGAAGCCCUAGGACUCUUGGUCCUUCCUCCCAGGGGAGGCAGGAUCAGACAGAUGCCCUUAUUCCUAAAGGUUCCUCCUUCCCCUGCCUGCCAGCUGGGGCCAGUCCUGGGCUUGUCACCAAUCCCAUGGGACUGGAUUUCACACAAGUACUUUGCUGCCCCUGGGUGGCUGCCUGAGGAAAAGCAGGGUCUGGUUCCCCAGGAAGAAGCAGAAGUGCUGCCUGGCCUGAGGUUGUGGGCAGGUCCUGGCCCUUGGCUUUCAUUCCUGUCUCUUCUCAGACCUCCCCAGGCCUCUCUUCUCAUCAGCCUCUGGUUCCCUUCAAUCCAACCAUUGUCACUUCUCUUGGACACUGUUAACUUGUCUGCUGGAAACCACCCCUGUACUGUGGGGCCCCAGGGCUUUCUUCCCAGUGUCUGGAGGCAGAGACACACCCCCGGACACGAGUCCCUGUGGCCUCAGCUCCUCUGAGAUUCCCAGGUUCUGCGCCUGUUCCCUUCACUGGCCUCACCUUCCCAGUCCAUGACUGACAGGAGAUGAGAAUAAAAGUAAUUAUGACCACCCGAACCGUUUCCUUUGCCUGCCUUUGCUUGUCACCGAAGGUGUCUCGGGGAGUCUGUGUGAGGUUUAACUCAGAUCCAGUGUGACAGGUUCACACCACAGCUGCUGCUCCCAGCAUAGCUAUGUGUGAAUUAAGUCUCCACAGUUAUCUGUGCAUGGGAAAAGGGACACUGGUCCUCCUGUGGAUAUACGCCCUCGGUAGAUGGUCUUGGAUCCUCGGAUCUGUCACAGCCCUGCUAGAGGCUCCUCCAGCAGGGCCUUCCACAGAAGCCUGUUCUUCCGUGUACAGUUCUGUUAGAAGAUUCUGCCUCAUUUUGACCCAAAAUCUCUUUCCCUAGAAGGAAAACCCAUGCUGCACCUGGGGGGACCCUCUGAAGCAGAGGCUUUCAGAGUAAGCCUCUCCCGUGAAGCCUUUCUCAAUCCCUCGCCCAGGGCCCUGGCCACUCCCUCCUCAGAACACCAUGCUAGCCGUGUUUUAACUGCUCCUUCUAUCUCUUUCUAUAAAACAUGAGCUCCUUGAAGGCAUGACCUGUGUCUUGUUCACCCUUGAAUUUAUAGGACUUAUGGCAAAUAGUAUGAAUAAACAGCUUUUGAAUGAA